Molecule: messenger RNA, 732 nt
Organism: Pisolithus orientalis
Lineage: Eukaryota; Fungi; Basidiomycota; Agaricomycetes; Boletales; Pisolithaceae
Product: AAA domain-containing protein
Exons: 1
Coding region: 1-732 (243 amino acids)
Source: RefSeq, a predicted model, not a curated record
AUGCCAGACAGACAAGUUUCACCCACUCAAGUGUACGUGAUAGGCCCAUCGUCUACGGGAAAGACUACGCUCUGCAACGCGGUCGCGAAGUCCGUAGGACUGUCUACGAGGUGCUAUAUCACUGAGGUAGCGCGCCAAGUGAUGCGGUCGAAGGGCUACACAAGGGCAGAUGUGGGCACGAUAGAGAUGCAAAGGGCAAUUAUGUUGGCACAGUUGGAGAAAGAAGCCAAUGCUUUUGCGCGCGCACGCUGGGGAAACAAUGAAGGACUCAUCCUUAGCGACCGUUCUGGCAUCGACCCCAUCGUCUAUGCUAUUAUGACCGCGAAGGGUGAGGGCGAGGCACGGCAGAAGGAGGAUAUGCUGGCCAACAUACCUGCAUUCCAAAUGGCACUCCGUCGCUACAAGGAUGCCAUCUUCCUACUCUUGAACCCUGUGGAAGAGUGGCUGGUGGACGACGGCGUGCGGAACUUGGACAAUCACGAACGUUGCAUCAAAGUCUUCCGUCAAGUACUCGAUAAAUUUGGGAUCAAAUACCAAGAGAUGGGAGCGGAAACCAAGAGGAUCGAAGAUAGAGUAAGGCUUUUGGAGGAACGUAUAUUACUGGCUCAGCGGCCCCAUGUCUCCCAGACACCGGCCACUCGACCCAGGGUCAGUAAGUCUACUUCAGCGUGUUAUCCCGAUACUGAAGGCCAUCGUCCAGUCACGAACUCCGGCCGAGAAAUGAGACCCUAG